AUGGUGACUCUUGGAGAUAUUGCCGCGAAGAAAUUCCUGCCAUUGCAGGUGUUUACUCGACAGACUGCCCAUUAAUUUAUUGAUCGUUGAAAUAUUAUGGUUUUUGGUCCUUCCUGUUAGAGAUAUUUAUUUUGAAUUUUUUGAUGCAGGGAUCGCCAAGGCGAAGCUUUUAUCUGCCGAGGAGAUCACAGGGCAAGACGCGGUGCGCCUUCGCCCCUGGGCGUCGCCUGCCCGGCGUUGCCAGUAGCGGCAUUUCGUCGAGCAGAAAGCUCUCGCUUGUGUUGUGCCCAAAGGCUGUGGUUUCAAGUGGAGCGCAGGCUUCAGUGGACGAAGAAGCUGGCGGCGCUCGGGGGGGUGCCGAGAUUAUUCACUUCUACCGCCGGCCGUUCAUGUCGGAGAAUGCGGCGGCGGAGCUGCUGAGAGAGGCUCAGGUGAAGGUCUCUGAUCAGAUUGUUGGACUGGAGACGGAACAGUGCUUCAACAUCGGGUUGAGUGGCGCUCUGUCGGGGGAGAAGCUGGCGGUGCUCCAGUGGCUGCUGCAGGAGACCUUUGAGCCUGAGAAUCUGCGGCUGGAGAGCUUUCUGGAGGACGACGAAGUGCCGAGAUCAUCGUCGUCGUCCUCCUCCUCUGUGGUGGUCGAGGUGGGCCCUCGUCUGUCCUUCACCACGGCGUGGUCGGCCAAUGCCGUGUCUAUAUGCCGGGCGGCGGCGCUGGUGGAGGUCACCCGCAUGGAGAGGUCGAGGAGGUACCGGUUUCAUCUCCGUCCCGGCAGCGGGCCUCUGCCGGAGAACCAGGUGCAGGAAUUCGCCGCUAUGGUUCACGACAGGAUGACGGAGUGCGUCUACAGCGGGAAGCUCAAGUCUUUUGAGUCAGCGCUGGUCCCGGAGGCGGUGGUGGUGGUUCCGGUGAUGGAGAAGGGGAGGGCGGCGCUGGAGGAGAUCAACCAGCGGAUGGGCCUGGCCUUUGACGAGCAGGAUCUCCAGUACUACACCUCCCUCUUCCGGGACGACAUCAAGAGGAAUCCGACCAACGUGGAGCUCUUUGACAUUGCGCAGUCGAACAGCGAGCACAGCCGCCACUGGUUCUUCAACGGGAAGCUCAUCGUCGACGGGGAGGCCGUGGAGGGCACCCUCAUGCAGAUCGUCAAGAGCACGCUGAGGGCAAACCCUGGCAACUCGGUCAUCGGCUUCAAGGACAAUUCCAGCGCCAUCAGGGGAUUUGCAGUGGAUUUCCUGCACCCGACGGCGCCCGGCUCGCCAUCGCCGCUCUGCCCGCUCCGGCGCGACCUGGACAUCCUGUUCACGGCGGAGACGCACAACUUCCCCUGUGCGGUGGCGCCGUUCCCCGGUGCGGAGACCGGUGCCGGCGGCCGGAUCAGGGACACCCACGCCACCGGGAAGGGCUCUUUUGUGGUCGCCGCCACCGCGGGGUACUGCGUGGGGAACCUGCAGAUGGAGGGGGCUUCCGCCCCGUGGGAGGACUCCUCGUUCGUGUACCCCUCCAACUUGGCUUCUCCGCUGCAGAUCCUGGUGGACGCCAGUGACGGCGCCUCUGACUAUGGCAACAAGUUCGGGGAGCCGCUGAUCCAGGGCUACACCAGGACCUUCGGCAUGAGGCUCCCCGACGGCGAGCGACGGGAGUGGCUGAAGCCCAUCAUGUUCAGUGCCGGCAUCGGGCAGAUCGACCACGCCCACAUCGCCAAGGACGAGCCUGAGGUCGGCAUGCUCGUCGUGAAGAUCGGUGGCCCGGCGUACCGGAUUGGGAUGGGCGGCGGCGCCGCCUCCAGCAUGGUGAGCGGGCAGAACGAUGCGGAGCUCGACUUCAACGCUGUGCAGCGCGGUGAUGCGGAGAUGGCGCAGAAGCUCUACCGGGUGGUGCGCACCUGCGCCGAGCUCGGGGAGGAGAACCCCAUCGUGAGCAUCCACGACCAGGGUGCCGGUGGGAACUGCAACGUCGUGAAGGAGAUCAUCUACCCGCAGGGGGCGGAGAUCGACAUCCGCGCCGUGGUGGUGGGCGACCACACCAUGUCCGUGCUCGAGAUCUGGGGCGCCGAGUACCAGGAGCAGGACGCCCUGCUGGUGAAGCCCCAGAGCGAGGGCUUCCUGCGCGCGGUCUGCGAGCGGGAGAGGGUGUCCAUGGCGGUUAUUGGCCGGAUCGACGGGGGGGGCCGCAUCGUGCUGAUGGAUGGGUGGGCGGCGGAGCAGCACCGCGCGGAGGGCCUCCCGCCGCCGCCGCCGGUGGUGGACCUCGAGCUGGAGAAGGUCCUCGGGGACAUGCCCCAGAAGAGCUUCUCCUUUAACAGGGUGCAGAGGCUGCGGGAGCCCAUCGACAUCGCCCCCGGCACCACGGUGAUGGACUCCCUGAAGAGGGUCCUGCGGCUGCCCUCCGUCUGCUCCAAGCGGUUCUUGACGACGAAGGUCGACAGGUGCGUGACGGGCCUGGUGGCGCAGCAGCAGACGGUGGGGCCCCUGCAGCUCCCUCUCUCCGACGUCGCCGUCAUCGCGCAGAGCUACGGCGGGCUCACCGGCGGCGCCUGCGCCAUCGGCGAGCAGCCCAUCAAGGGGCUCCUGGACCCCAAGGCCAUGGCGAGGCUGGCCGUGGGGGAGGCGCUGACGAACCUCGUCUGGGCCCGCAUCACCUCGCUCGGGGACGUCAAGGCGAGCGGGAACUGGAUGUACGCCGCCAAGCUCGACGGCGAAGGGGCGGACAUGUACGAUGCCGCCGUGGCCCUGGCGGAGGCGAUGAUCGAGCUGGGCAUCGCCAUCGACGGCGGCAAGGACAGCCUUUCCAUGGCCGCCCGGGCCGCCGGCGAGAUGGUCAAGGCCCCCGGGAACCUCGUGAUCAGCGUGUACGCCACCUGCCCGGACAUCACCCUCACCGUGACGCCGGAUCUGAAGCUCCCCGACGGUAGCGUUCUCCUGCACAUCGACCUGGGCAAGCGGGGGCGACGGCGACGGCGCCUCGGCGGCUCCGCUCUGGCGCAGGCGUUCGAUCAGGUCGGCGACGAGUGCCCGGACGUGGACGACGUUCCUCACCUGAAGCGCACCUUUGAGGCCGUCCAGGGUCUGCUUGCCGACCGGCUCAUCUCCGCCGGGCACGACGUCAGCGACGGCGGCCUGCUCGUCACCGUGCUGGAGAUGGCCUUCGCCGGGAACUGCGGCGUCGACCUGGAGCUCUCCUCCGGCGGGGACGGCCUCCUGGAGGUGCUCUUCGCCGAGGAGCUGGGGCUCGUCAUGGAGGUUGCCGCCGGAGACUUGGGCACCGUGCAGGAGCGGUUCCGAGCGGCGGAAGUCACCGCGGCGGUGAUCGGCCGGGUGACGGCGGCGCCGACGGUGACCGUCCGAGUCAACGGGAAUCUCCAGCUCAAGGAGGAGACGUCCCUCCUCAGGGACCUGUGGGAGGAGACCAGCUUCCAUCUGGAGGGCCUGCAGAAGAGGCUGGCCUCCUGCGUUCUCCUGGAGAAGGAGGGCCUGAAGAGCCGUCGCGCGCCGGCGUGGUCUCUGUCCUUCUCCCCGGCGCCCACCGCCGGCGAGCUCCUCGCUGUCGCCAACAAGCCCAAGGUAGCCAUCAUCCGCGAGGAAGGGAGCAACGGCGACAGGGAGAUGGCGGCGGCGUUCUUCGCCGCGGGCUUCGAACCCUGGGACGUCGCCAUGUCCGACCUCCUGAAAGGCGUCGUCUCGCUGCGAGAUUUCCGGGGGGUCGCGUUCGUCGGCGGCUUCAGCUACGCUGACGUGCUCGACUCCGCCAAGGGUUGGGCCGCCUCCAUCCGCUUCAACUCGCCGCUGCUCCGCCAGUUCCAGGAGUUCUACCGCCGCCCGGACACCUUCAGCCUCGGCGUCUGCAACGGGUGCCAAUUAAUGGCCCUCCUCGGCUGGGUCCCAGGCGGUGGCGGCGGCGCCGGAGAAAACGGCGAUGCCUCGCAGCCGCGGUUCGUCCACAACCUGUCGGGCCGCUUCGAGUGCCGCUUCAGCAGCGUGAGGAUCGAGGCCUCGCCGGCGAUCAUGCUGCAGGGGAUGGAGGGCAGCACGCUGGGGGUCUGGUCGGCGCACGGCGAGGGGCGGGCGUACUUCCCCGACGCCGCCGUGCUCGGCGGCGCACUGGCGGCGGAGCUGGCGCCUGUGAGAUACUGCGACGACGACGGCAAAGAGACGGAGGUGUACCCGUUCAAUCCCAACGGGUCACCGUUGGGAAUCGCCGCCCUCUGCUCCGCCGACGGCCGGCACCUCGCCAUGAUGCCCCACCCGGAGCGGUGCUUCCAGAUGUGGCAGUUCCCAUGGUACCCGAAGAGCUGGGAGGUGGAUGCCAAGGGCCCCAGCCCCUGGCUGAGGAUGUUCCAGAACGCCCGCCAGUGGUGCUCCUGA
Molecule: messenger RNA, 4361 nt
Organism: Spirodela intermedia
Lineage: Eukaryota; Viridiplantae; Streptophyta; Magnoliopsida; Alismatales; Araceae
Source: the annotation of a GenBank genome assembly